Molecule: messenger RNA, 1948 nt
Organism: Amoebophrya sp. A25
Lineage: Eukaryota; Dinophyceae; Syndiniales; Amoebophryaceae
Source: the annotation of a GenBank genome assembly
UCUUGCAGCACUUUUCGAGCAUUUUUCAAUUUUUUUUGGCGUCUCGCGGCUGAGCUAAGUACGUCGUCUGGCUGAGUUUCGACUGGACUCUGUGUGCAAAAGCGGUGUUUGGUUUUUGAUUCUGUAGCAACGAAAAGAUGGGGAAGCCUGCGGCGCAAGAUGCCUUAACCCGGUCAACCUCAACCCGGUCAACGGUUGCAAUUUUCUACUCCGUCGGCUUCGUCAGCCUAUGCGCACUUUUCUAUCUUUUCCGCAGCGUGUUACCACCUCUCUCUUCCGCAAAAGGUUGCGAAGCUAUUGUGGAAGAGGGUUUUGUCCGAUUUCUAGUAGCCUCCAAGAUUCCGGAAGGACGCGAGAUGGCUGCCUACAAAUGCGCAGUGGAGUACAAGGCACAGCAUGAAGCCUACAUCUAUCUGGCUUACUGCACGUUGUACGUGACCAUGAUGGCGUUUGUGAUUCCAGGAACUGUGGUCCUCACGUUUUUAGCGGGAGCGUUGUUUUCGUUUUUGAAGGCGCAGGUGUUGCUAUGGACGAAUUUGAUCAAUUCUGGGAUAGGAAGGGUUAGUGGGUAUUUGAUGGCUUAUUCUUGACUUCAUCAUCUAGCACAGAAUGGAGUAGCGGCUGCGUCUGCAGCAAACAACUCAAUAUGUCUUGGAUCGUUGUAGCUAUCUCGGAUGAUAGACGAAAUACAAAUAUUGUCGUCGCGUCUUUUUAUCAGAAGAUUCUUCAUUUACUCAUAAAUAUCUUCCUCUCGAAUUAUCUGAGAGAAGAUAAAGUACAACAUCAAGUUUUUAGUCUAAGCUCCUCGUCUCGAAUCUGAGAGAUCAAGGGAUUACAACAAGUUUCUAAGUAGUAAAAAGAAGGUCCUUUUCUAAUCCAAGUAGCUUCCUGCGCAACCGUCGGUGCGACAGCCGGUUUCCUGAUUUCCAAGUACAUCGGAUCCGCUUUUCUGAAUUUUUUCAAUCUAGACGUCACGCCGAUACGGAACAAACUCUAUGGAGAGCAAAGUGGAGAGCAAAAAGUUGAGAACAAGAACAAGUCAGGUGGAAGUAUUUCUUCACCAAGGUUGAAGAAGAGCUCUACUUUGUCAAUGGCAAGUAGGAGAAAAAGCAGGAAUAAGAGUGUAGUUGGAUCACGAGGAAGUUCAUCUUCUUCAGUGGCCGCGAAGAAGAGCCCGAAGAGCGCUGUUCUUGAGCCGACUGCGACACCCACAUCUUCAAAGAGGACUUCAACUUCCAGGAGUACCCCGAGCUGCAGUGGCCCUCCAUCUUGGUUCAAAUUAAGGCUGUAUUUUAGUACAUUUUUGGACGUAUCAAUCCUUGAAACUGUAUUUUAGUACAUCUUGUUUGGACGUGGUAUCAAUCCUUGCAAUAACGUAUGGAGGAGUAUCCACCUAAGGGAAUAAUUCUCUCCUCCAUACUUAUUCUCAAGGAUGCUGCACUUGAAAGAUGAACUAUCUGAAAAGCUCUAAUCAAAGUGACCACGACCAUGACGCUGCUGCGAGUGACACCAUUCCCGAGUCUUCUGAUUAAUGUCGGAGCCCCGCACGUCGGAGUCCCAGUCUCGGUUUUUUUUGUCAGCACGUUAUUUGGCUUACUGCCACUCAAUACGAUUCAGAUUCUCAGUGGACGCGCCUUAGCUCAAGCAGGGGAGCUGGAUAAGGGCCCGAUCGCAGCACUGAUGUGCUGCGGGUCUGUGAUAUUUGCUCUUUUUUACUACUUCUCGAAGGAGAAGAAGAGCAGUGCUGGGGCACUUGCUGAAGAUGAGAAAGGGGAUGGUGGGCAGAAGGGAAGUUCAAAAAUGAAGAGGUGGAGCUAAUUUUUAGGGUCAUCGAGAUGUUGAUGAUUUCAGUUGCUGGCAGUUCAAACGGCAAUUUGUAACCAAGAUGUGGCGCAACGAAAAGAAUGCUGGAAUAAGAAUUAGAAAGCGCACGCUGCAGUGAAGGGAC